This is a messenger RNA of Sebastes umbrosus (honeycomb rockfish), 1744 nucleotides long. It is a transcript of the gene fgfbp3, whose product is annotated as fibroblast growth factor binding protein 3. Gene Ontology annotation, molecular function: growth factor binding. Gene Ontology annotation, biological process: cell-cell signaling. NCBI's taxonomy places the organism in Eukaryota, Metazoa, Chordata, Actinopteri, Perciformes, Sebastidae. The coding region runs from base 124 to 831 and encodes 235 amino acids. The transcript has 3 exons. The record is from RefSeq and is a predicted model, not a curated record.
UCCGAACCCCCUCCUUCCUCCAGCCCUCCUCCUUUAUCCUCGUCUUCUCCCCUCUUUUAGUCAAGUGUUCGUGGUCCCCACAUUCCCACAGCAACUCAGAGCCGUGGAGCGUCACAUGCCACCAUGAGUGUCCUGCCGUGCAGUUUCCUCUUCGUCCUCUUCCUCUGCCUAACCGUCCUCACCGAGGCCAAGCGGCAACCCGGCGAGGCGAAACCCGACAAACCCCGCACGCCUCCGCCGUCCCCCCAAACGGCCAAGAGACCUAGAAAUCGCUCGGUGCCCGGCUCUGGAGAGCUGACCACCAAGGAGGGCCAUAGCUGCACCUGGCAGACGUCUGGUGAAGGCCUGGUGAGCCUGCUGGUCAACUGCAGCACUGAGACACUGGGAGACCCGCUGAGGUAUUGGUGUCGUUACGCCGGUAAACCAGACCUCUGCCAGGCCUACGGGGUGAAGUCCAGCCAGUACUGGAAGCAGCUGGUGGGCAAGCUGAAGAAGAGGCAGAACGCCUGCGAAGGAGAGAAAGUCCUGAAGGCCAAAACCUGCAAGAAGGCUCCCGCCGAGGCCCACAUGAAGCUCGCCCAACGCAGUGGCGAGGAGGAGAGGAAGGGGGGGAAGAAGAGAGGACCGCCGGCCAGCAAGAGCUCUGACGGAGGGAAGGCAGAGAGGAGGAAGAAGAAAGAGGAGGAGGAAGAGGAGAAGAAGAAGAAAGAGGAGGAUUGGACUGGGUUUGACGAGGAAGGAGUGGUGAACGACAUGGAGCCGGUGCAGAGCUACUGCAGCGAGGGAUGGCACUCCGUCUGCUCGUUCUUUGUCAAGUUUUUUGAGGGUUGAUGGGAAACGAUGAGGAAAAUGAAAAGCUCAUUUAUAAUACAUGAUGCAGCGAGUUCACAAUCUGAAAACAACCUGUAGAAAGAUGUUUUUUUUUAUAUAGCUAAGGAAACACCAGGCAGCUUAUUUGUAUUUUUUUUAAAUUUUAUUUUAUCUUCAACUUUGAACUGCUUAAUAGAGUAAAAGUGGAGAUUUCAGCCACAUUGACUUGGAUUUGGGCGUAAAACAAAACCCUUUUUUAACAUGAGCUUCUUCAUAAAUUAUGAACAUUUUACAAAUGGGACCACCUGGCAUCUAAUUUGCAAUGUUAUAGUGGAGCGACGAUUCAAACCUGGCAAUCUGAAUGAUAUAGAAUCAUUAAAUCAAACCUAUCAACACUGAAUGGAAGCCACAAUUCAUUAUAAAUGUGCCUCCCAGUCAUCACACACACACACACACACACACACACACACACUGACAUCUGCUGAUGUGGAGUGAUAAUGUAUUUUAAUGGAGAGAAAUGAACCAAUCUGAUUAAAUUUGACUCCAGUUUGAGUUAAUUGAGAAUAUUUAGCUUUGUCGUAUAAAGUGAGUUGUAGUUUUGCUCUCUAGAAAUGUUAAAUCAGCUGUAUAAACUGUGUAAUGUUGGAACCUUUUGACUAACAAAUAGAAGUGUUUUGUUAGUAGUGUUUUGGUGAACAAUCAGCCAAUGAUCAUCACUGAUGAUGAUGAUGAUGGCGAUGACAGUGAUUACUAGAUGAAUAGUUUAUUUUUGUGAUGUGUAACUAAUGUUUUCUAUAAACUUUGUGUAAUUGUUCUGUAAAAACAACCUGGUUAAUGUUGGAUGUGAUUUGUGUCAGUUAAGCCUGUCGGCAUUUUUUUUAUAUUCUUAACACUGUUUCUGGAAUUCUACAAUAAAAAACAAAAAAUGCUUUAA